CAAUGAGACAGAGAGAACGUUUUGUGGAUACUGUAGGAUUUAAGUAUGAGUUGACAUUAGUAAGAAUAUCCUAGAACAAAAGACAUGUAUUGUGGUUAAAAGUUAAGCCUUUGGAGUCAGACCUGGUUCAAAGGCUUGUGUUGCCACUUUCUACCUAUGUAACGUUAAGCGAGUUAUUUUUCAUCGCCAAGCCCUAGGUUCCUUAACUGUAAAAUGAGAAACAAUAAAUAGUAUCUACCUCAAAAGAGGCUAUGUGUAUUGUCAAGCAAUGGACUAAGUACUUCACCCACAUCUUGUUUAAUUCUCAUAAUAACCUUAUUGUAGGUACAAAACAGUAACUAGAAUAAAUGUGCUUUUUGUAGUUAUGCUUCAUUCUACUUUAAAUUGCCACCAGAAGUUUCACGGUAAGAAUUGGAAUUGAGAUAGCAAGCAUGGCAAGCUAGUGCGGGAAGCAGUUAAAUUACUGUGGGAAAAAGGAAAAUGGUAAACUUUCUUCCCCUUCUGUUUGGCCUGAGCGUAAGGAAGGUGUCCAUUUUCGUUCACUACUCUUCCUGGUGCCCAGAACAGUGUGUGUCACAUAAUAGAUAGUCCAUAGAAAUUGCACAAGCGAAUUAGUGAUCUUACCUAUUGACAGGAAGGUUAAUGCCAGCAGUUUUCUAGAAACCUAUCUUACAAAGCUAGGCAUUCUACCGAAGAAGUCCAUACAAAAGAUGUGUUGCAGAGAUCAAAUAGUAAAACGCUGGAAACAUAAAAACUGAGACAAGUCCAGCUGAUGAACUACAGGAGGUGGUCAUUAACUUUAAUGAGAAAUUUCAUAGGAUAUUACAUUGCAGGUUUGUGAAUGGGAGAUUGAAAGUGUACCUCAGACGGGGUCCUGGCUGACUCCUUUGGUAGAGCUAUGUUGACUCUUGAUCCCAGGGUUGUGGUUCAAGCCCUACCAUAGGUGUAAAACUUAGAAAAUGAGUAGCUCACACAACUUUUUUGAGCAUUAUGUGUCAACAUACAAAACUAAUGUAAAGAGAUUCAGGGAAAAUAUUUGCUGUCAAUAUGUUGAAGGCUGAACAUUUAAAAAAAAUUUUUUUUUUUUUUUUAGUGUUUAUUUUUGAGAGAGAGAGAGAGAGAAAGGGUCCAAGCUGGGGAGGGGCAGAGAGAGAGGGAGACACAAAAUCUGAAGCCGGUUCCAGGCUCUGAGCUGUCAGCCCAAAGCCCGACGUCGGGCCCAAACCCACAAACUGCGAGAUCAUGACCUGAGCCAAAGUCAGACGCCCAACGAACUGAGCCACCCAGGCGCCCCGAAGGCUGAACAUUUUUAUACAGCUUUGAACCAAGAGUGAACACCCAGCAGAGCUCCACCGGUCAACAUGGGCAGCCCAAACACUGAAAGAAACCUACCUUUUUGGCCAGAAGAGCAGGAAAGGAAGCUGCUCUGAGCAAGAGUGAAUUCUGGGGAUGAGAGAGCUGGGUUAAGCACAUGGAAAUUUGUGCAGCCGUUCCUUUUACGGCACUGUUUCCAUUAGUUGCUCCCACGAGCUGGAGUUUAUCUGAUUGUGCGGUAGAUGGAAACUUCAGGAUAAAAUUCAAUGGCCGAAGGCUGAGUGAAGUUUACCCUGGCUGUGGUUAUGAAGAGGUCCCAGAAAUCCUGGAUUGAAGGAGUGUUCAACAAGAGAGAAUGUAGCAAAAUCAUACCUAGCUCAAAAGACCCUCACAGAUGCACCGCAGGAUGCCAGGUCUGCCAGAAUUUAAUCAGGUGUUACUGUGGGCGAUUAAUUGGAGACCAUCAUGGGAUAGAUUAUUCCUGGACCAUCUCAGCUGCCAAUGGUAAUGAAAAUGAGCAAUGGUCUGUUGAAAAGCACACAAGGAAAAGCCCUACAGAUACGUUUGGCACUAUUAAUUUUCAAGACGGAGAGCAUACCCACCACUCCAAGUAUAUUAGAACAUCUUAUGAUACAAAGGCAGAUCAUCUGUUACAUUUAAUGUUGAAAGAGUGGAAGAUGGAACUGCCCAAACUGGUGAUCUCUGUCCACGGGGGCGUCCAGAACUUCAGGAUGCCGUCUAAGCUUAAAGAGAUCUUCAGCCAAGGUUUGGUCAAAGCUGCGGAGACAACGGGAGCAUGGAUAAUAACUGAAGGCAUUAAUACUGGUGUGUCCAAACAUGUUGGGGAUGCCCUGAAAGCCCAUUCCUUCCGGUCCUUGAGAAAAAUCUGGACAGUUGGAAUCCCUCCUUGGGGUGUCAUUGAGAACCAGAGAGAUCUUAUUGGAAAAGAUGUGGUGUGCCUGUACCAGACUCUGGGCAACCCCCUCAGCAAGCUGACCACACUCAACAGCAUGCACUCCCACUUCAUCUUGUCCGAUGACGGGACGGUGGGCAAGUAUGGAAAUGAGAUGAAUCUCAGGAGGAACCUGGAAAAGUACCUCUCUCUACAGAAAAUACAUAGCCGUUCAAGACAAGGCGUGCCCGUGGUGGGGCUGGUGGUAGAAGGAGGUCCCAAUGUCAUCCUCGCCGUGUGGGAGACUGUGAAAGACAAAGACCCGGUGGUGGUGUGUGAAGGCACAGGCAGGGCGGCCGACCUCCUGGCCUUCACCCACAAACAUUUAGCAGACGAAGGGACCCUACGUCCUCAGGUGAAGGAGGAGAUCAUCUGCAUGAUUCAGAACACUUUCAACUUUAGUCUUAAGCAGUCCAAGCACCUUUUUCAAAUUCUCAUGGAGUGUAUGGUGCACAGGGAUUCUAUGACCAUAUUUGAUGCUGAUUCUGAGGAGUCACCAGACCUUGAUUUAGUAAUCCUAACGGCUCUGCUAAAAGGCACAAAUUUAGCAGCAUCAGAACAAUUAAAUCUGGCAAUGGCUUGGGACAGAAUGGACAUUGCCAAGAAACAUAUCCUAACUUAUGGACAACAUUGGAAGCCUGGCACACUGGAGCAAGCAAUGUUAGAUGCUUUGGUGAUGGAUCGAGUGGAUUUUGUGAAGCUCCUAAUAGAAUAUGGAGUGAACCUCCAUCGCUUUCUUACCAUCCCCCGACUGGAAGAGCUCUAUAAUACAAAACAAGGACCCACCAAUAUGCUCUUGCAUCAUCUUGUCCGAGAUGUAAAGCAGCAUGCCCUUCUCUCAGGCUACAGAAUAACACUGAUCGACAUUGGAUUGGUCAUUGAAUACCUCAUUGGUGGAGCUUAUCGCAGCAGCUACACUAGAAAAAGUUUCAGAGCCCUCUACAACAACCUCUACAGAAAACGUAAGGUGCCACAAUUGCAAGUGACCAGUUUUGCUGAAAGCCGUUCCCAGCCCCCUCUGCACCGAAGACGUCCCUCAGGAAAUAGAAAGGAAUCCGCAGAAAGCACUCUGCACUCCCAGUUCAUUAGAACCGCCCAGCCUUACAAAUUCAAGGAAAAGUCUGUAGUCCUUCAUAAAUCAAGGAAGAAGUCAAAAGAAGAGCAAAAUAUAUCCGAUGACCCUGAGUCUACUGGCUUUAUUUACCCUUACAAUGACCUAUUGGUUUGGGCUGUGCUAAUGAAAAGACAGAAGAUGGCCAUGUUCUUCUGGCAGCAUGGAGAGGAGGCCACGGUCAAGGCAGUGAUUGCUUGUAAACUCUACCGAGCCAUGGCCCAUGAAGCUAAGGAGAGCAACAUGGUGGAUGAUGCCUCAGAAGAGUUGGAAAAUUACUCAAAACAGUUUGGCCAGCUUGCCCUGGAUGUGUUGGAGAAGGCAUUCAAGCAGAAUGAAAGAAUGGCCAUGAAACUGCUGACCUACGAACUCAAGAACUGGAGCGAUUCCACCUGUCUGAAACUGGCCGUGUCUGGAAGGUUGCGGCCCUUCGUUUCACAUACUUGCACCCAGAUGCUGCUGACAGACAUGUGGACUGGGCGUCUGAAAAUGAGGAAACAUGCUUGGCUAAAGAUCAUCAUAAGUAUUCUUUUUCCACCCACCAUUUUGUCAUUGGAAUUUAAAAGCAAAGCAGAGAUGUCACAUGUUCCCCAAUCCCAGGACUUCCAGUUUGCGUGGUAUUAUGGUGACCAGAAUGCCAGCAAUGCCAAAGAAAGUGCUUAUACGAAAGACCGUGAUUUGGAGAGAGGCCCUGAUGAGAAACUAGAUGAAAAUCAGCACCUUGAUUUAAAGAGUGGUCCCCAAAGCCUCCCAUGGACCAGGAAAAUCUAUGAGUUCUACAAUGCUCCAAUUGUCAAGUUUUGGUUUUAUACGAUGGCAUAUUUGGCAUUCCUCAUGCUGUUCACUUACACUGUGUUGGUGGAGAUGCAGCCCCAGCCCAGCGUGCAAGAGUGGCUUGUUAUCAUUUAUAUCUUCACCAAUGCCAUUGAGAAGGUCAGGGAGGUCUGUAUUUCCGAACCUGGGAAGUUUACUCAAAAGGUGAAGGUAUGGAUUAGUGAGUACUGGAACCUAAUAGAAACUGUGGCUAUUGGCCUGUUUUCAGUUGGUUUUGGCCUUCGGUGGGGCGACCCUCCUUUGCACACAGCGGGAAGACUAAUCUACUGCAUAGACAUCAUAUUCUGGUUCUCACGGCUCCUGGACUUCUUUGCCGUGAAUCAACACGUAGGUCCAUAUGUGACCAUGAUUGCAAAAAUGACCGCAAACAUGUUCUACAUUGUGAUCAUGAUGGCCAUCGUCCUGCUGAGCUUUGGAGUGGCACGCAAGGCCAUUCUUUCACCAAAGCAACCGCCAUCUUGGAGCCUUGCUCGAGAUAUUGUAUUUGAGCCAUACUGGAUGAUAUAUGGAGAAGUCUAUGCUUCAGAUAUAGAUGUUUGUGCAAGCCAUCCGUCUUGCCCUCCUGGUUCUUUUCUUACUCCGUUCCUCCAAGCUGUCUACCUCUUCGUGCAGUAUAUCAUCAUGGUGAACCUGUUGAUUGCUUUUUUCAAUAACGUUUACGUGGAUAUGAAAUCCAUUUCCAAUAAACUAUGGAAGUACAAUCGCUAUCGCUACAUCAUGACUUAUCACAAGAAGCCUUGGCUGCCACCACCUUUCAUCCUGCUGAGCCAUGUGGGACUCCUCCUUCGCCGUCUUUGCCAUCAUCGAGCUCCAAACGACCAAGACGAGGGUGAUGUUGGAUUAAAACUCUACCUGAGUGAGGAGGAUCUGAAGAGACUUCAUGACUUUGAAGAACAGUGUGUGGAAAUAUACUUCCACGAGAAGAUGGAAAGACUGAAUUACAGCUGUGAGGAACGAAUCCGAGUCACCUCAGAAAGGGUUACAGAGAUGUACUUCCAGCUGAAAGAAAUGAACGAAAAAGUGUCUUUUAUAAAGGACUCCUUACUGUCCUUGGACAGCCAAGUGGGGCACCUGCAGGACCUCUCUGCCCUAACGGUGGAUACCCUAAAAGUCCUUUCUGCUGUUGACACCUUACAAGAGGAUGAGGCUCUCCUGGCCAACAGAAAGCAUUCUACUUGCAGAAAACUUCCCCACAGCUGGAGCAAUGUCAUCUGUGCAGGGGUUCUAGGCAGCAUGGAGAUCUCUGGGGAGAAGAAAUAUCAGUAUUAUAGCAUGCCUCCUUCUUUGCUGCGGAGCCUGGCCAGAGGUCAGCAUACCCUAAGAGUACAGAGGGGACCCCUUCUUGAGAUUACAGACAUUCAGAGAAAGGCUUCAAAUGUAAGAGAUGAGCAGGAAAAGCAAGACACAGAAACUAGUGUAGUUGCUUCUGGAGUGUCCCUUUACACACAAACACACCCAAAGCAUGGCCAGUUUCUUCUGGUCCCCUCUUAUCUAAAGCAAGUUCCUUUUUCUGAGGAAAUUGACUUGCCCCUGUUCAGACCAUCUAUGGAAGCAGGUAUAGAUGUGAUGGCAACUGAACAGGUCGCCCAGAAUGAGGUCCCUGUUCAUCUGACUUGGCAGACCCCAGGUAUCUCAGCUCCGGGCUCAGUGGCUGAACCCAAGAAACAGUACGAGUCAAUUGCUCACACACCAGCCAGAGAAGACAAGGGGGAGCAAGUUCCACCCACUUUGAUUUGCACACCAGCACCCACGCAAGUGACCUCCCUCCCUUCUCAAGCCGAGAGCGUGCCAGUUGGAGGUGGAUAUGUGAACUGGGCAUUUUCAGAAGGUGAUGAAACUGGUGUGUUUAGCAUCAAGAAAAAAUGGCAAACCUGCUUGGCCUCCACUUGUAGCGGUGAGGAGAAUGACCAGUGCCAGAAGCAGAUCCGGGCCAGAUCCCUGUCUGAUAACUCAUCAAGCUUGGCCCAGAGUAGCGAUUGCUCAGAAGUGGGACCAUGGCUGCUGCCAAACACAUCCUUUUGGAUCAAUCCUUUCCGCAGAGAUAGGCCCUUCACUCGGAGUCAUAGUUUGAGAUUCCACAAGGAGGAGAAACUGAAGAUCUGUAGGAUUAAAAAUCUUUCAAGAUCCUCAGAGAUCAGGCAGUCAGCAUGGAUCAGGACAAAAAUGCUAAUCAAGGAUAGGAGGUUGUCAAAGAAAAAGAAGAAAACACAAGGGCUACAGGUGCCAGUCAUAAUGGUUGAUACCUGCUCCCCAAACGACCAGUUCAAUUCCGAGCCAGGAGAAAGUAACAUCUCAGAAGAAGAGGAGUGCAGCAAGAACUGGCUUACGGUGUCCAAAUAUAGUCAGAUAAGUCUAGAACCCCCUAUAUAUCAGAAAAUGAAAACUAAAGAAAUUGAACGGCAUGCUGUACAAGUCAGUGAUUAUCUAAAGCAGUCUCAAGAGGAUCUGAGCAAAAAGUCCUUGUGGAGCUCCAGGAGCACCAGCUUCAAGAGGAACUCCCUGUUGAGAAGUUCAAAUGGAGUUGACAAAAUCUCAGCCUCCUUAAAAAGCCCUCAAGAGCCUCACCAUCAUUAUUCAGCCAUUGAAAGGAAUAAUUUAAUGAGGCUUUCUCAGACUAUACCAUUUACACCAAUCCAACUGUUUGCAGGAGAAGAGGUAACUGUCUACAGGCUGGAGGAGAGUUCCCCUUUGAAUCUUGGGAAAAGCAUGUCUUCUUGGUCCCAGCGAGGGAGAGCCGCAAUGAUCCAGGUGCUGUCCCGAGAGGAGAUGGGCGGCGGGCUCCGCAAAGCCAUGAGGGUCGUCAGCACCUGGUCCGAGGAUGAUGUUCUCCGGCCAGGGCAGGUUUUCAUCGUGAAGUCCUUUCUACCUGAGGUUGUGCAGUCAUGGCACAGAAUCUUCCAGGAGAGUACUGUGCUUCAUCUUUGCCUCAGGGAAAUUCAACAACAAAGAGCUGCUCAAAAGCUUAUCUAUACUUUCAACCAAGUGAAACCACAAACCAUUCCCUACACGCCAAGGUUUCUGGAAGUUUUCUUAAUCUACUGCCAUUCGGCUAACCAGUGGUUGACCAUUGAGAAGUAUAUGACGGGAGAGUUCCGGAAGUACAACAAUAACAAUGGUGAUGAAAUUGCCCCCAGCAACACGUUGGAGGAGCUGUUGUUGGCCUUCUCUCACUGGACCUAUGAGUAUACCCGGGGAGAGCUGCUGGUUUUAGAUCUGCAAGGUGUUGGGGAAAAUUUGACUGAUCCAUCUGUUAUAAAACCUGAAGACAAACAAUCAAGAGGAAUGGUGUUUGGACCAGCCAAUUUAGGGGAAGAUGCAAUUAGAAACUUCAUUGCAAAACAUCGUUGCAACUCCUGCUGCCGGAAGCUCAAACUCCCGGAUUUAAAAAGAAAUGACUAUUCCCCUGGAAGGCUAAAUUCCACUUUUGGACUGGAUACCAAAAUAGAACCAGCCGAGGGGCCUCCGGCGAGGGAAGGGGGUGGGAAUUCUCCAGAAGACCUCACACGACUGUGAAAAAGGGCAAGGAGAGGCAAGAGGACACCAGUACUUGCCCUCCCUUCGGUGGACUCUGUGGGAACAAAGACCGACCGGAGUAACAUCCAUGACACCGGAGCCUCUGUCAGGACGGCCUUACCCCGCGGCCCUCCUUGAGACGUGCCUUCCGAGCCUCAAGUGUUGUCCUGCCUCAAGACCUCAUUGGUGUAGAUGGCUGGGCUCCCCCGGAUGCUGCCCUGUGUGUGCAGUGCUUUGCACGUGUUCAUCCUCCUGUAGUUGGGAAGGAAGACACUCGGACGAGCCCCUGGGGAUGCUGCUCCUUCAUACCUCAUUGCUUUAGCCGGUUGCUUAGAACCCUUGGAGCAGGACGGUGGGCACUGAAGGACCAGGGAGAUGAAUUUAAUUUAUUUCCUCGCUUCACUGUGUAUGCCGACUCUAGCCCCCACCGCGAUUCAUUACCUCACCCACACGUUGUGUUUCUGUAGGGACACGCACGUUAAAAAGGCAUUUGACUUCUCCUCUCUCCUUUCCUGAAGCGUAGGGCUUUAAAGAGCAACCACAAGGAAAACGGUGGAAUGGGUGUAUUUGCAUAGACUGGAGCACACUCCCGCGCAGUCUCACCGGUUAAAAAAGUUAGGAUCCUGGUGAAAUCUAGAUGGGGCUGAGGUUUUGUCAGUGAAUCACACGAUGCCUGGACACUUCAGUUUCCUCUGAAAGAAAGGAAAAGGGAAAUCUAAAACAAAU
This is a messenger RNA of Neofelis nebulosa (Clouded leopard), 8450 nucleotides long. RefSeq names its product transient receptor potential cation channel subfamily M member 6 (gene TRPM6). Gene Ontology annotation, molecular function: protein serine/threonine kinase activity; monoatomic cation channel activity; ATP binding. Gene Ontology annotation, cellular component: apical plasma membrane. The record is from RefSeq and is a predicted model, not a curated record. The transcript has 41 exons. The coding region runs from base 1620 to 7724 and encodes 2034 amino acids. Gene Ontology annotation, biological process: protein tetramerization; monoatomic cation transmembrane transport; protein phosphorylation. NCBI's taxonomy places the organism in Eukaryota, Metazoa, Chordata, Mammalia, Carnivora, Felidae.